AUGACUUAUUUACUUAUCUCUUUUCAGUUAUUGUGCACAUUGUCGUUCUUGGCGAGUGGCAGUUAUCAAAGGAUAAUAGGGCAAAAUAUAAAUACUUUUUUGUCCCAACCGUCUGCAUCUCGCUGCAUUUGCGAGGUAGUGGAGACAUUAAAUCAUCCAACUAUUAUAAGCAAAUAUAUAAAAUUUCCACAGAAUGCAGAGGAGAGGCUGGCAUUAAAAGAACGAUUUUAUGAAAAAUUCAAAAUUCCUGGAGUAAUCGGGUGUGUGGAUGGGACUUUUGUGACAAUAGUUAGACCCACAGAAAAUGAAGAGCGCUAUUAUUGUCGUAAAGGCAAUCAUGCUAGGAAACCAACGAAGUGGUCGGUAGUCGCUAGUCGCUAGUAAGUAUAAUAAUUAUAUCUAGAUUUUUAUA
Galleria mellonella (greater wax moth) is the source of this 412-nucleotide messenger RNA. RefSeq names its product putative nuclease HARBI1. The record is from RefSeq and is a predicted model, not a curated record. Bases 1 to 381 code for a protein of 126 amino acids. The transcript has 2 exons. Lineage: Eukaryota; Metazoa; Arthropoda; Insecta; Lepidoptera; Pyralidae.